This is a messenger RNA of Felis catus (domestic cat), 2808 nucleotides long. RefSeq names its product leucine rich repeat containing 18 (gene LRRC18). Bases 503 to 1288 code for a protein of 261 amino acids. NCBI's taxonomy places the organism in Eukaryota, Metazoa, Chordata, Mammalia, Carnivora, Felidae. The record is from RefSeq and is a predicted model, not a curated record. The transcript has 5 exons. Gene Ontology annotation, molecular function: protein binding.
UUUUCCAUUUCACAAAGUGUUCUAGAAUUUUACCGGUGGUCUUUUGUGACACUGCCACCAGGUGGAAUGGUGUGCAGAAGACAAAGGCAUGUCAGUGUCCCAUUUCUCAUUUCAUCGGCUAUGAGCUCCAAGGAAGAUCCAUCAUUUCACUGCCAUCAGCAAAGGACGCCAUUACCCGUGGUGCCAAGACACCUAACCAAAGGCUGGCCUCAAGAUUAUGCUAAUUAACUCCAGGUCCCGGGUCUCCUGUUGCCUGGUGACACAGUUUCACAGUUGAGGAGGAGGAACUGGCAUGAACAGGGGUGGCAAGAAGCUCACACGUGGGGGUGCUGGGGGACUAGCACAGCUGAGGGACAACAGAUUCCCAUCUCCAUCACCACCUGCUUGGGGGCACAUGCCUAUUAGAGCAUAUCUUCUAGCAGUUUCUUGUGACUUUUCCCUCAAACCGAUCACCAACCAAUCAGAACAACACACUCCAAACAUACACCCUUACUAAAAGAACAUGGCCAAGGGCGGGAAAGGCACCAAGGGCAAGAAGAUUACCCUUAAUGUGGCCAAGAAUUGUGUCAAAAUUACAUUUGAUGGGAAAAAACGCCUUGACUUGAGCAAGAUGGGAAUUACCACCUUCCCCAAGUGUAUCCUGAGACUGAAUGAUGUGGAUGAGCUCGACCUUAGCCGGAAUAUGAUCAGAAAGAUCCCUGACUCAAUCUCCAAGUUCCAGAACCUGCGGUGGCUGGACCUGCACAGCAACUACAUCGACAAGCUCCCUGAGUCCAUCGGCCAGAUGGCUUCUCUGCUCUACCUCAAUGUCAGCAACAACAGGCUGACCACCAAUGGGCUGCCUGUAGAACUCAAUCAGCUCAAGAAUAUCCGCACUGUGAACUUGGGUUUGAACCAUCUGGAGAGUGUGCCCACCACGCUGGGUGCUCUGAAGGAGCUCCAUGAAGUGGGCCUACAUGACAACAUGCUGAGCACCAUCCCCAAAAGUAUCUCCAAACUCCCCAAGCUCAAAAAGCUCAACACAAAGCGAAAUCCCUUUCCCAAGACAGAGGAGUCAGAUGCAUUCAUAGAUUCCAUCAGGAGGCUGGAAAGCUUGCAUCUGGUGGAGGAGAAGGAUCUGUGUACGACUUGCCUGAGAAAAUGCCAACAGGCCCGGGACAAGCUGAACAAAAUCAAGACUAUGGCCGCAGCAACACCAAGAAGGGCCAUCUUUUCUAACCUGGUCUCACCCAACUCCAUGGCCAAGGAUUCACAGGAAGAUUGGAGGAUCCGAUCAACAUCUCCCUAGAAUAGCUUUAUGGCAAACCCUUGAAGACUAAUCAGCCAACAAGAACAAACGACUCUGAAGAAGAAAAGCCCUCGGUUAGGAGAAGAAAGAGUGGUAAGGGGAACAUUCUGGAAGCCAGGCUGUCUGGUGCUGGCCAAGAUACUGACUCGCUUCUUAAAUUCACUUUGCCUCUCUUUGAUUUAGACCAUCUGUGUAUGAAAAUGACUUUGGGAAAUACUUAGUGUAUUUUUUUAUGCAUAUAGAGGAAAUGUUUAAAAAAUGAUAGAUAUAAAUUAUAGAAAAUUAAAGUUUUAAAAGAAGACUUUAAGACUUAAAAGACUUAUGGUCUCUACACUUCUUUUGAACUAGUAAAACUCUCUAUGCUAAUCGCCUGUGGUAAGUUAUGUACUUAUAAUGCAAUACAUCUGAAACUAAAAUUUACACAAAAGAUUCACACAAAGAAAUAUAUUUAAAAAUAUGAUAGAUAAAUAAAAGUAGAUUUUAAUCAUUCAGUAAUGCACAGGUAGGCAAAGAAGGAAAGAAAGAAAGAAAGAAAGAAAGAAAGAAAGAAAGAAAGAAAGAAAGAAAGAAAGAAAGAAAGAAAGAAAGAACAGGAAAGAACAGAAAUGAACAGGGGAAAAGUAAACAAGGAAACAAAAUAUAAAACAGCAGAUUUAUGUCCUCACAUUUCAAUAAUUAUAUUAAAUGUAACUAGUCUUCUUUAUUUGCCAUGGCCCCAAACUAGAAACAACCAAAUUUCUCUCAACAGGCAAAUGGUUAAACAAACCCUGCUAUAUCCAUAUCAUGGAUACUACUGAGUGAUAAAAGGGAACAUAUUAUUGAUACAUGCAACGAUGUGGAUGGAUCUCAAUAGCAUUAUUCUGGGUGAAAAAGGCCAGUUUCUGUGGGUCACAUACUCGAUGAUGCCAUUUUUAGAUCAUUCUCUAAAGAACAAAAUGAUUGAGGUGACAGAUCAGUGGUUGCCAGGCGUUAAUGCUGAUGAGGGGUGGUACAGGGUGGGCAGGACCAUAAAAUGUAGCUCAAGAGAUAGCUCUGUGGCGAUGAAAACAAUUGAUUAUGAUGAAAGUGGUAGUGGUUAUACGAAUCCACACAUACGAUAAAACGACACAGAACUAUGCACACAUAUUGUACCAAUGUCAAUUUCCUGGUAUCGAAAUUGUACUAGAGUUGCAUAAGAUGUAACAACCAUCAGGGGAAAUUAAGAGAAAGCUGUACCGGGACUCUAUGUACUAUUUUUGCAACUUCCUGUGAAUCUAUAGUUAUUUUAAAAUAAAAAAAAAUUUUUUUAAACAAUCUUGCAGCCCAGAUGCAGCAAUAAACAGAUCCUUGUACAUCAGCCAAGUGCUAAUUUAUGAGUAAAUGUGACAAGCUUAAUGUUCUGCAACCAUCCCAAAGAGCUAAGGCAUUUCAGGAGAAAGAGCACCUUAACCUCAGUUCACCAGAUAAUCUAAAAUGAUCCACUGUUGAUUUUAUGCUUAAAGAUGCUACAAAUAAUAAAAAGAAAACGUGUGCCUUCUCUA